Molecule: messenger RNA, 1166 nt
Organism: Dendrobium catenatum
Lineage: Eukaryota; Viridiplantae; Streptophyta; Magnoliopsida; Asparagales; Orchidaceae
Product: eukaryotic translation initiation factor 3 subunit A
Exons: 5
Coding region: 182-1015 (277 amino acids)
Source: RefSeq, a predicted model, not a curated record
CUAAAUUUUGAGCCUGAACAGAUUUCUUUUGUUCAUCUUAUCCCCUAAAAGUUACAAGCAGAUUCAGUUUUAAAGUUCUUACAGUUUAGCAGAAGAAUUGCACUUCUCAAGCAUUAUGUAUAUACGGUAGUUUUCCCACAGCGACACGACAGAACAGUUUAUAAAGAUAAUAACGGUUCAAAUGAAUUACUUGGAGAACCUCAGUGAUGAGGAAUAUGAAAUUGUUGUUGCAGCAACUGCCUAUGCCAUCACCACCCUGGAAAAGGAAGAAGAUUCAUUGAAACGGAAGAAAACAGUUGAAGGAUUGACCAGAACCAAAAGCAAACUUGAAGAUAAAACAACUAGAACAAGUUGGUCUUUUAAAUGGCUCAGUGGUAAAGAAGCAAAGCAGGAUGAGAUACAAACAGGUGACACUAUAUGGCACAAAUCAGAGAAAGCUGAAAAAGCAGCAAGUAAGAAGUACAGUAGUAGGUACACCGAUGCCGGAGAAGAAUCAGAUGCCUCCCCAACUUUUAAAAAGAUGCCCACUUUCACAAAGAAGCAUCCAACCGAAAAGGUCACCACAAGGGUUCAAAGUGGAAAAGAGACUAUUGUGGGAACAAAAGCUACAUCCACAAAAAAACCUGCAGAAUUUUCACCUGGUUAUAAAAAUUGGGAUGAAGAUUCGAAUAAGCUUGAUGAAAUAGAAAGACAAGCAGAUGCUUGGGAGAAGGCGAAGAUGAUUAAUGCUAAGAAUAGGUAUGAAAAGAUGAUGUCAGUGAUAUCAGAAUGGCAGACAGAAAAAAAGGAAAGAGCAAAACGCCGCAUGGAAAGGAAGCAGGGAGGACCAGAACACAAACGUGACAAAGCCUGGCAACACUAUAAUAAUGAGAUAUCAAGGAUCAACAAAAUUGCUGGCAACGCACGAGCGCUUGCAAAAGAGAGGAUGCGAAAUGAUGAAAUGAAAAUAAGAGAAAAGGCCGCAAAGAUAAGGUCAACAGGGAGAGUGCCUGGUGCCUCUUGGACUUGUUGCUGAAUCACAAGCAACAGAUGGAAUAAACUCUAAACAUGACGAAUUGCCUGUAUCAUUAUAUGCACUAUAGUAGCAAGUUUUUAGCCGCUAAUGAAUACAAGAACUGAUACAGUAUAUUUGCCAGUUAUUUGUCUGGUUUGCAUGACUAAUACUA